AUGCUCUGCAUGCGCCCUCUGGUGAUGCAACGCCGAGCUCGGGCUGUGCCGGCUGUGCCCCCGCCCCCAACCCUAUCUUCGACGGCCCGUCUCGUCAGUCUCGUCAUGGCCGCGGGCCCGGUGUAGCGUAGCACAGCGCAGCGCGGCGGAAGAAAGGGCAGUGUUGUGUACCGCGCCGCUCCACACCGCGCGUCCCGAACACGACGCGACCUAGACGGCCCGGCCCCAAGAUAGUGAUCCGCUUGGCGUGCUCCGCACCGCUCCACCGACUUGCGCACCGCCACGCGCACGGAGUGACUUCGUCGAACCAGUCGCGCAGCGGCGCGACGACCACAGACCAUGAACUCGACCGUGUCCCUGGCGGGGCGCAUCAUGUCGUCCUCGCCGGUGUGCUCCAUGAUGAGGCUCGCCACGUUCGGCGCGCUGGCGUGCGCGCUGCAGUCCACCCCCGCGCCGCCCGCCACGCCCGCCACCACGCUGGCCAACCGCGGCCUGGACCCCGCGGACACGCUGGGGCCCGUCAGCAUCGAGACCAACGAGAUCCCCGGCGUGGGGGCGGGCAGGCCGUCCCUGCCGUACACGCCGAACUACGACCCGGACGUGGCGCUAUCCACGCCGCAGCUGGUGUCGCUGCACGGGUAUCCGUCGGAGAGCCACGUGGUGGUGACGGAGGACGGGUACCUGCUGACGCUGCACCGCAUUCCCGGAGGACGCAAUCACCGGGGACCCUCUGGCGGGGCCGCCGCCCGCCCCGUCGUCUUUCUGCAACACGGCCUGCUCGCCAGCUCGGCGGACUGGGUGCUCACGGGCCCGGGGAAGUCCCUCGCGUACAUCCUGGCGGACAGCGGCUACGACGUGUGGAUGGGCAACGCCAGAGGCAACACGUACUCCCGCGCCCACGUCUCCCUGUCCACGAAGGACUCGGCCUUCUGGAACUUCAGCUGGCAUGAGAUCGGCCACUACGACCUGCCGGCCGCCAUCGACCACGUGCUGCAGGUGACGGGCCAGAAGAGCCUCUUUUACAUCGGCCACUCGAUGGGCACCACUACGUUCUACGUGAUGCUGUCCACGCGGCCCGAGUACAACGACAAGGUGAUGGCCGGCCUGCUGCUUGCUCCCGUCGUCUACCUGGGCAACUGCCGCUCCCCGAUCCGCUACCUCGCGCCCUACGCCGACGACUACCAGUACCUGGCGCACCUAUUCGGCGCGGACGAGUUCCUGCCGCAGAGCGGCGCCCUCCAGUUCUUCGCCAAGUACGGCUGCGAGCUGGCCAUGUUCGAGCUCAAGCUCUGCGAGAACUCUAUCUUUGUCAUCUGUGGAUUCGACAAGGACCAGUUCAACUCGAGCAUGCUGCCGGCGGUGCUGAGCCACACACCUGCCGGGACGUCGUCCAAGACCGUGACGCACUUCGCGCAGUCCAUCCUGACGGGGAAGUUCAAGCCGUUCGGAGCGACCCCAGAGACGCCCGAGUACGACCUCGGCAAAGUGACGGUGCCGACGGCGGCCUUCUACGCUGACAACGACCUGCUGUCCGACCCCGCGGACGUGCAGCAGCUCUUCGACAAGGUGCCCAUGAAGCUGGGCAAGUUCCGCGUGGCGCUGCCCUCCUUCAACCACCUGGACUUCCUGUGGGGCAAGAGCGCCAAGAAGCUCGUGUUCGACGACGUCCUGGCGGUGCUCGCCCGUUUCGGUCCCGAGACGAUGCGCAACCGAUCCAUGGCCGUCCUGGCCUACUACCGCAUGCUCGUGCAGCAGUCCGGGCGGAGGCCCGGCCCCGCGCCCAACCCGUGGCCCGCCCUUGGGCCCGCCCCCGCCUCGGACUCCAGCUCGACGCCCUUCAGCGACGAGGCGAGCGAAGUGACCAGCGAGGUGCCGAGCGAGUCGUCGACCGAAUCGUCCAGCGAGUAUCUGUGAUCAUCGUGGCGCUCCUGAGUGGCUACCCUCUAUGGACGCUUUUAAGUGACGGGGCAAGCCAACUAGAUAAGACGAGUUUCGAGUAACUGGGACAGGCUUGGUCUCAAAGUCUACCAUAGGACUCUAAAGGCCUUGCCUCAGCCUCAGCCCGCGGCUGAAGUGUCGCACAUCCAUCCCCGAGAUACGAGUUUCAAACAUCUCCCUUCACGAAGUUUUCUUUCCUUGUCAUUCUUUCGGUCCUCCGGUGUUAAACUCCGACCGAGUUUCCACAGCAAUGCGGUGAAGCUGUCAAUUAGGUGGCGUAUCUCCCUAGCGCCAUCGUGCAUCGUCCCAGCUCAGGCGCCGCCGGAAGGGUAGGCCACCCAGUGCGCACAUCCCAUUCCCUCUACUGGGACGGACUCGCUGAGGACAGCUCGCCCACGAUACUAGGUGUGAGAAGAAGAUUUGUCUCCCUUUGCUUUGCCAUAAAUCACAUUUGCAACAAAGGAUAUCUUGCUUCCCCCUUCAAUACUUAGAGUGUGACUGAUCAUUAAAACACACAUUCUUCAUCAAAA
Thrips palmi is the source of this 2468-nucleotide messenger RNA. RefSeq names its product lipase 3-like. Gene Ontology annotation, biological process: lipid metabolic process. The record is from RefSeq and is a predicted model, not a curated record. Bases 340 to 1914 code for a protein of 524 amino acids. The transcript has 7 exons. Lineage: Eukaryota; Metazoa; Arthropoda; Insecta; Thysanoptera; Thripidae.